Molecule: messenger RNA, 6023 nt
Organism: Acanthochromis polyacanthus (spiny chromis)
Lineage: Eukaryota; Metazoa; Chordata; Actinopteri; Pomacentridae
Gene: lats1
Product: large tumor suppressor kinase 1
Exons: 8
Coding region: 374-3682 (1102 amino acids)
Biological process (GO): regulation of organ growth; peptidyl-serine phosphorylation; positive regulation of apoptotic process
Molecular function (GO): ATP binding; protein serine/threonine kinase activity
Source: RefSeq, a predicted model, not a curated record
UCUGUAAUGAACUGAACUUUGUUUUAUUGUUGAAGCUGCAGCAGCUGGAAGUGAGUGUCGUUGGUUUCGUGUUUACCUUGACGCUGUUGUACUUGUCAUUCAGACAUCCCAGGAAUUCAAUACGACUAGGAACGAGCCAGCGCAGCACAACAAGGGCAUUUUUGCUUAAAACCGCGUCCUUGUCGCCGCGAAAGGUCAAGCAAGCGACGUUAGCUGUUAAAAUAAGGAAAGUGUCGAGGAAAGUGGCAGCUACAGACGCUGGAGUAGCACACAGAUGUGAGGUCAGAUAUCAGAGACCCUUUCUAUCGUUGCAGCCCUGGAGUGGUGACAUCCUCUUCAUUUCCUUCAUUGUUAUUGACAUACAUGCUUUUACAUGAAGAGAGGGGAGAAACCCGAAGGAUACAGACAGAUGAGACCGAAAACGUUCCCCGCCAGCAACUACAGUGGCAACAGCCAACAAAUGCUACAGGAAAUACGGAAGAGCCUGCGUAACUUGUCCAAACCCUCUGACCCGCCUAAAGUGGACAUUCCCAUACCUGGAAAAAUGCACCCUGAGGAUUCAAGGCAACAGGGGCGCUGUAGCAACCCCAAAAAUCACUACCAUAAGUUACAGGAGAUCCGCAAGUCUCUAUUGCCAUUUGCCAAUGAGCCCAGCGCUCCAGGCUCUGAUGUUAACAAACACACGUUGCUGGAACCCCCAUAUGCUGGGUUUGAGGAGCCAAGCAGCAGUCGAGGUGCGGGGCUGACUAUUGACUACACGGGUAAGGUGAGCUACCAAGACUCAAUGAGGGAACAGAUGGCUGUUGCCAACCCCAACGCUACAGGCCUGAAAGCCCCAGGAGCUUCUCAUAUCCAGCAAGCUGUGCUGAGGAGGCCAAGCUGGAAAGGCUCUAAGGAGUCUCUGGCUACUCGACAUGGUCCUCUCAUGGUGGAUGGAAUGAUGUACCGCUCAGACAGUCCUGGACCGCCUCCUGCCUUCCCACAGGGCCAUCCUGCUAACAGCCAGAGAGUUAACCCUCCACUGCCUCCUCAGGUACGCAGUGUCACACCUCCACCAAACCGUGGUGCCAUGCCUCCUGCAUCGUCCUGGGACAGCAACCCAUCAACCAAGCGUUACUCUGGAAACAUGGAUUACCUUGUGCCCCGCAUCUCUCCAGUACCCCAGGGGGCCUGGCCUGAUGGGUACCCAACUGCAGCACCUCAGAAUCAGCGUGGUAUCAGCCCAGUGCCUGUGGGGCACCAACCCAUCAUAAUGCAAAGCUCUGGGGGGAAUAAGUUCACCUUCCCCUCCAGUUGGUCUCAGAAUGGCUCCCCCCAGUCUGACUACAUGGCAGGAGGCAGCAGACAGCCCCCUCCUCCAUACCCGGUCAACCAGAGCAGCCGACACAGUCCCACUGAUCAGCAGAUGCAGGCGGGAGGACCUGCAUCGUCUCCUUCUUAUGUUAAUGGUGGAAACCUUCCUCAAUCCAUGAUGGUUCCCAACCGUAACAGUCACAACCUCGACAUGUACAGUAUUGGUCCUCCUCAGCCUUGGUCCCAGGCUCCUCUGGCUUCUAACCAGCCCCAAUCUUCCUCUGGCAACAGCAGCAACCAGGAUCUGUCCCCAUCAUGGCAGCACAACAAGCCAGUCCGCUCAAAUUCUUUCAAUAACCACCAGCUGAACAGCCGACCUGCUCACCCAGCCAGCUCCCAGCCCUCUGCUACCACUGUCACUGCCAUCACACAGGCUCCUAUCCUGCAGCCAGUCAAAAGCAUGCGUGUCCAGAAACCUGAACUACACACUGCUGUCGCUCCCACACACCCUCCAUGGCUGCAGCAGGUACCUCCAUCUGCAGCUGCACCUGCCUACCCAGAACCCUCAGCUGCAGUCCCUCAGAUCCCUGUAGUGGCAGAGGUCCCCAGCUACCAGGGGCCCCCUCCACCCUACCCAAAGCACCUCCUCCAGCAGCAGGCUGCACCCUGCCCCCCAGCAUAUGACGCAGGAGCCAAUAAGCUGGGCACAGGCAGAGAAGAACCUGCUGAAGAGGAGACCAGCAGCAGUGAAAAUGCGAGAGACAAGGCAUCAGAAAGUCCUGAGAGCAUUGCAGCAACAGAGAAAGAGAAGAAGCAAAUCACAACAUCACCUGUUCCUGUCCGCCGAAACAAGAAAGAUGAAGAGCGGAGGGGGGAGUCUGGAAGAAUCGCUCUAUAUUCUCCACAGGCCUUCAAGUUCUUCAUGGAACAACAUGUGGAGAACAUACUGAAGAACCAUCAGCAGCGGAUUCGAAGGAGGAAGCAACUGGAAAAUGAGAUGCAAAGGGUGGGGUUGUCUUCAGAAGCCCAAGAACAAAUGCGUAUGAUGCUCUGUCAGAAAGAAUCUAACUACAUCCGGCUAAAGCGGGCCAAGAUGGAUAAGUCCAUGUUCAAGCGAAUCAAGACGCUCGGCAUCGGAGCUUUUGGUGAGGUGUGCUUGGCCAGAAAAGAGGAUACAGGAGCUCUGUAUGCCAUGAAGACGCUCCGCAAGAAGGACGUGCUGCUGAGAAACCAGGUGGCUCAUGUCAAGGCUGAGAGGGACAUACUGGCUGAGGCUGACAACGAGUGGGUAGUGCGUCUCUACUAUUCAUUCCAAGACAAGGACAACCUGUACUUUGUCAUGGAGUACAUUCCUGGAGGGGACAUGAUGAGCCUUCUUAUUCGACUUGGAAUCUUUAAAGAAGAGCUGGCCCAGUUUUACAUUGCAGAGCUCACCUGCGCUGUAGAGAGCGUCCAUAAGAUGGGCUUCAUCCACCGAGACAUCAAGCCAGACAACAUCCUCAUCGACAGAGACGGACACAUAAAGCUGACUGACUUUGGUCUUUGCACUGGCUUCCGCUGGACCCAUGACUCCAAAUAUUACCAGAGUGGAGAUCAUGUGAGGCAGGACAGCAUGGACUUCAGUAAGGAAUGGGAAGAUCCGGCCAACUGCCGCUGUACAGACCGCCUGAAGCCUCUGGAGCGGAGAAAGGCCAGGCAGCACCAGCGCUGUUUGGCCCACUCACUUGUGGGGACACCCAACUAUAUAGCACCAGAGGUGCUGCUCAGAACAGGAUAUACCCAGCUCUGUGAUUGGUGGAGUGUUGGUGUCAUCUUGUAUGAAAUGGUUGUUGGACAGCCUCCCUUCUUAGCGACCACACCCCUGGAGACGCAGCUGAAGGUGAUAAACUGGAAGAGCACGCUGCACAUUCCCCCGGCAGCCAAACUCAGCCCAGAGGCGUCAGACCUCAUUGUUAAGUUGUGCCGUGGCCCCGAGGACCGCCUCGGAAAGAACGGUGCAGACGAAAUCAAAACUCACCCUUUCUUUAAGAGCAUUGAUUUCUCCAGUGACCUGAGACAACAGGUGGCGCCCUACAUCCCCACCAUCGCUCACUCCACAGACACCUCCAAUUUUGACCCUGUGGACCCAGAUAAACUGUGGAGCAGCGACAGCGAUGGUGAGGACAACCAUAAUGACACCCUGAAUGGCUGGUUCCGCAACGGCAAGCACCCUGAGCACGCCUUCUACGAGUUCACGUUUCGGCGCUUCUUUGACGACAACGGUCAUCCAUACAGCUGCCCUAAACCCAUCGAGUAUGAGGGCUAUAACGAGGACGAGGCAGACUCGGAGGGCACAAUGCAGGAGGCAGCCAGUCCAGAAACACAGGGCCGAGACCUAGUCUACGUGUAGCAGCUGAGGCCAGCUGAGCUGCUUGUAUAUAAGUUUGUGGAAGGGAUUUUGUGUGAAGGGGAGUGCAGCAGUACAGCAUGUAAAUUCUUGAACGUAGGAAAGUAUGUUUGUAGGAACAGUCAAUACACUCUGCAGUACACAGUCGCCUUAACAAACAAUGAAUUGACACUACAAGUUAAAGGAAUAGUUCAACAUUUGUUUUCUUGCCCAGAGACAGCCCAUAGGAAUAAAGAUAUAGCUGUAAAUAUGAAGCUGGCCAGAAAUUGCUUCACUUACCUUAAACACUAGAGACAGGUGCCCUGCUUUGGUCCAAGGGGAAGAAAUCUGCCUGUUAACACCAAUAAGGCCAAGCCUAUACUUUUUUUUAAAUCCGGUAGUGCGCGAAAGUCUACAUGAUGUAAAUUUCAUCAUCUCCCUAAGUCCAUGAGUCUGUGCAGCUCAAAAGAAGAAAAGUGCAGACGUAUGGAUCCAAGUUCUUUCCAACCAACUCCAAGUGGACUGGUGAGCAGUUCGUGGUGUCUGCAGCUGUCCAUGUUUGACCCUGCAAGGAAGUAAAAUCAGGACCUAAGGCUCACUAAGUAACAUGCUGUUUCUUUCAUGUGACAAAAGAACACAAAAAAGCUCACAUCUGAAAAGUUGGAACCAAACAUUCUUGAAAUAUUCUUGCCAAUUUUGUUUAGGUUGACUACUUCUGAUUACAACUUGAGUUAUGUCUCAUAUGUUUUAAAAGCACCUGCCUAAAUACUUCACUCAAGGGGGGUUAGUUGUUGAACCUUGACUUGUGUAAAAGCUUGAAGCUUCUCAAAUUUGUCUUAACACUAUAACUGCAGAUGUUUAUUCUGCAACCAGGAUGUAUACAAAUCUACAGUGAAAUGAAACAUUUUUAGUGUGAGAAAAUCUUUACUUUUUGGCAUAGAACAACCAUUAUAUAUGCAUCAUCAGGCUUGUGCACGGUUUCCAUUCAGCACUUUCAGUUUUGUGCCUAUCAAGCAAAUAAACCAGAUCUGACAUGUUAGUAGGGAGUUUUAGAGAUGCUGGUAGGUAGAAUUUCUUUCCUUCGGCCAGAAUCGGGGCUUCCAUUUAACAUAAUUAUGCUAAGCUAAGCUUAACCAGAUGCUGUCUGUAGCCUUUUUCAGUCUACUAUAAAUCUUGGCUUGUUUUCCGGAAGUGUUGUAUUUUAAUUUGUGAGAGGUGACGCUGUACGAUGUGUGCUGCCUGAAAACCCUAAAAGGAACAGAAAGCAGGAAAAAGCAAAAUCAGGGUGCUCUCAUUGAUGACUUAUUGCAAACCCCCUAAAGCCUUAAUUUAUUUAAGAAACAGUGUAGAUGCUGUUUGAGUGUGGGGAUUUUUGUUGUUGGAAUUACUUUCAUUAGUAAGAUUUGUCUUAAUUUAUAUUUUAAUGUUUGUUGCCAUGGGGAUUUAGUGACUUUUAGAAAUUUGCAGGGAUACAUUAUUCUAAUUAUUCAUUGCUGUGCCUUUUAUGAUUUUUUUUAAUUUUAUUUUAUCUUUCACCAAAUAUAAAGAGGGUUAAUAAUCAUACUGGUAUUUUAAAUAAGAGUAGAAGUGGGUGAUUGAACUUCAGUAGUGUCUUGUUAUAUUUUUCUAAUUUAUACCUAAAAUGUAUUUAUAAAUUAAGUUGUAUACAGUGGAUGUAAAUAUGUUUCUUCUUCCCUGUCAGCUGAUUUUUUUUUUCUUUUUUAGUUUUCCUUCUGGGCAGGCCCUCAUCAGUGUCCACCGCUGCUGCCUUCUGUUAAUAUGUAUCUUUUAACACUAAUUCACAGGACUCUGAAUAGAUUUAAGGCCUUUUGUUGAACUUACUUUCAUUGCCAUUUAAUGCUCACCUCUCAACCAAAGCACUAAAUAGGUUUGUUUUUUUUAACUUUUUUUUCUUUUACAGUAACUCACAUUUAGAAACAAACUGUCACAACACCAUGAAGCUAGUUUUUGUGGUAUUAUGUUACACAAUCAUCCAGAAGUACCUUGCCUUUUUGGCACCUGAUCAUGACAUCCUAUAAUACUUCACAUGGCGACCUGGGGAAACACCACAGGCCACUGUCAGAGUUGAUUUUUUUGUGUGCUGCCGUAUUGAAAAUAAAGAGAAACUGGACUCUUCAUCACAUAUCAUGAUGAUUUUGUAACCCGCUGUACUUUUGUGUGUGUAGGAAAGAUCUCUGAAUGUAGUUGUUAUGACUUAAUGGUGACCACUGUCAUUCUGCACUGGUUUUGUGUUUUCAUUGUGAGAGAAUUUUAUUUUUGUGUACGUUAUUGCUCUGGGAGGUUUGGAAACAGGGAAGAGGGUGAUAAAUAAAGAAUGUAAAGAACAAAAUGUGUUUUACAUGAA